Messenger RNA from Capsella rubella, 1308 nucleotides. RefSeq names its product double-stranded RNA-binding protein 1. Bases 188 to 1054 code for a protein of 288 amino acids. Gene Ontology annotation, biological process: regulation of gene expression; rRNA processing. The transcript has 3 exons. Lineage: Eukaryota; Viridiplantae; Streptophyta; Magnoliopsida; Brassicales; Brassicaceae. Gene Ontology annotation, cellular component: nucleus. Gene Ontology annotation, molecular function: double-stranded RNA binding; ribonuclease III activity. The record is from RefSeq and is a predicted model, not a curated record.
UUUUGUGGGAAGACAAGACACUGAAGAGAGAGAGAGGAGUCGAGGGGGGAGGGUUUUUGGUGAAGGGCUUAAAUCUUGUCUUUCUCUCGGCGCUUCUUCGCAGCAUCAUACUCACGCGGUGCCGAGGAACAAGUUCCUCUUUCUCGCUCUUCCCAUACUACUUCUCAGCUACAUUCUGCUCGUGAAGAUGACCACCGCCAAUGAUCUUUCUACUGGUGUUUCCAAUUGCUAUGUGUUCAAAAGCCGGUUGCAGGAGUAUGCUCAGAAGUACAAGCUCCCAACGCCUAUUUAUGAGACUGUCAAAGAAGGCCCUUCACACAAAGCUUUCUUCCAUUCGACAGUGAUACUGGAUGGUGUCAGAUAUAACUCUUUGCCUUGGUUCUUAAACCGUAAGGCUGCAGAGCAAUCAGCUGCGGAGGUUGCUCUCCAGGAAUUAGCAAAAUCCAGUGACCCAAGCCAAUGUGUUUCACAACCUGUUCAUGAAACGGGGUUAUGCAAGAACCUUCUUCAAGAGUACGCUCAAAAGAUGAAUUACGCGAUUCCAUUGUAUCAGUGCCAAAAGAUUGAAACUCUUGGGAGAGCUACACAAUUCACAUGUACUGUAGAGAUUGGAGGCAUAAAGUACACGGGAGCUGCAACAAGAACUAAAAAAGAUGCUGAGAUAAGCGCUGGAAGAACCGCUCUUUUAGCGAUCCAGUCAGAAUCUAAGAAGCUUGCCAACUACAACACUGAGCUUACUCUACUCAACUUCAACACUCAGCUCACUGUACUUCCUUUUGAUAGGAAGUCAUUCGAGGCAGUGAUCCCAGUUAAAGAAACUAUCAAGACUCCAAAAUCCAGGAAGGCUCAUUUCAAGAGGAAAGCUCGGAAAGGAAAGCGCAAAGUAGCUAAGGAUGGUGAAGAUAUGCUCAUCCCUCCUCAACCUACCGAGCAUUGUCAAAAUGAUCAGUCAGAGAAAAUUGAGACAACGCUGAAUCUGGAACCUUCGCUGUGCAUGAAUGGGGGUAAGGAAGCAGCAUUUGGGAGUGUAGACACAGAAGCAAGCCAAGCAUAACUUGUAUCUCAAGAUGGGAUCUUUGUGAGUUUGUCAUAGGAACUAUUUGGUUAUGUAGCCAUUUUGUGAUUCCAAUCAUAGUGUUCACAGGUUGAAGAGAAGUAAUAAUUGGACGGAAAAACAAAAAAGAAGGAAAAAGAUAAUUAAUAACUUAAGAGUCUUAGACAUUGAUGUAAUACGAUUUGGUCGAUUGUUGUUGAGUCAUUCGAACAAUAGUGAUUUUUGUACGAAGUUAUAAAGAAACGUGAGGUUCA